ACACGACUGCCUUCUUAAUUAAUACAUAAGUACUUACUUAAUCAUGUCUACAUCGCAGCCUCAGGCCGCGCCGCAAGCGACUGAGGCGCCAGGGGAUGCCCACGACACAAUCUCACCCUCUCCGCCACUGCCCGCUAGAUCUCUUGCUAGGCCAACAGGCGCAACCAACGCGAAUGCCGACGCACAUGUCUACCCCACCCUGACCCAAGGCUCCGCCAUCGCAGCGGGUGCUCCCACGCCCGGUCCGAAUACUCCUCCCGCUGCAGCCCCACCGGCGACCGCGACGGACGAAUCUAUCUCCUUGAACGACAGGCUCAAUGCCGCCGAUCGGUACUGGAAGUUCAAAUUUGGUCUCAUGACUAUUCUCGUCAUCACUGGCGUGAUUGGCAUUGGGUGCUUUGGCUGGCUCAUAACCUCGGAUCCUGACGACCACUCCUACGAUUACGGCUCGUACUGGACUACUUGGCCAUGUCUUGUCACCUGGUCCGUCUCGAUUGCUUGGUGCGCUGCCUGCGCCACCGUCUUCAUUGCCCGGAAACGCCCUGUUCAUCCCGGCGUACGCGUGUCUGUGGAACUAUUGCUUUGGCUCGCCUUCAUUCUUACCGCACUUUGUGCGCUUUUGUCCCUGCAGAACCUGAAUGAUUUCGGCCUGUAUGGCGGUCCUGAUGGCUGGAACUACGAUUACACCCCCAGCGCUGGUGGUGACUAUGUACUCGCUUCCAACAACACCUGGGUUUGGAAGCAAGACACAAGCUACAUCUCCACUCCCCGCAAUUGCACGGGCAGAUUGAGUCUUACCUCGGAUGUGCAUUUCAAGGACUGUGCUGAGCAGGACGCUUUUGUCAACAAGCUCUGGGCUGAGAAGCCGCACCGUCUUAGCGUUGCCCUGACGGGCGUUGUAUGCCAGUUCUUCGGCUUGGGCCUGCACCUUGCGCUGUUCAUCUGGGCCUGCAUCGACACACAUCGCUACAGGCGUACCAAGGUCAGCCGGGACGCCGAGAAGAUGGCCGCGGGAAUUGUGCAGACUAUGAUCAGCAACGGCGCUAUUAUACCGCCUCCAGGACAGGCUCGUGUGAACCCUGGCGCCGCACAUGGCAUGUUCUUUCACGUUCCGACCCAGGGCUACUACCCGACGCAGCCUAUAUACAUGCAGCCCACACACGUGCAACAACCACAGUACUUGGGUCAGCAGCAGUACAUGGUCCCUGCACAGUACCCCAUCGCCCAGCAAGGCGCAGUCGGUCCCGCCCCUGGAGUCGCUGGCCCAAGCACUGAGAAGACUUCCGGGCCACGGUAUGCCUGAGAAACCAGCAUGAGCAUGACGUACAUGCCAUUUGAACUAAUAAUAAUCAUCUACUUGGAAUGAACAGUUACGUAGUCAAGAUACCCCAUGAAUGUUUAAUC
Molecule: messenger RNA, 1404 nt
Organism: Exserohilum turcica Et28A
Lineage: Eukaryota; Fungi; Ascomycota; Dothideomycetes; Pleosporales; Pleosporaceae
Exons: 1
Coding region: 44-1303 (419 amino acids)
Source: RefSeq, a predicted model, not a curated record